Myotis lucifugus (little brown bat) is the source of this 1231-nucleotide messenger RNA. It is a transcript of the gene GNPTG, whose product is annotated as N-acetylglucosamine-1-phosphate transferase gamma subunit. The coding region runs from base 51 to 947 and encodes 298 amino acids. Gene Ontology annotation, cellular component: Golgi apparatus. The record is from RefSeq and is a predicted model, not a curated record. NCBI's taxonomy places the organism in Eukaryota, Metazoa, Chordata, Mammalia, Chiroptera, Vespertilionidae. The transcript is spliced from 11 exons.
GUGACUCGGCGGCGUUCACGUGACUGCGCGCCCUGCAGGCGCCGGGGGUGAUGGCGGCGGCGUUGGCGCACCUGCUGCUGCUGUUGGCGCUCGCGGCGUAUGGACCCACGUACGCGGGCGCCGCCAAGAUGAAGGUGGUGGAGGAGCCCAACACGUUCGGGCUCAACAACCCGUUCCUGCCCCAGACCAGUCGCCUGCAGCCCAAGAGGGACCCUUCCCCGGUGUCUGGGCCUGCGCAUCUCUUCAGACUUUCUGGCAAGUGCUUCAGCCUGGUGGAGUCCACCUGUACCCCCAGGUACAAGUACGAGUUCUGCCCAUUCCACAACGUGACCCAGCAUGAGCAGACCUUCCGCUGGAACGCCUACAGUGGGAUCCUCGGCAUCUGGCACGAGUGGGAAAUCGCCAAUAACACCUUCAGGGGCAUGUGGAUGAGGGACGGUGACUCCUGCCACUCCCGGAGCCGGCAGAGCAAGGUGGAGCUUACCUGUGGAAAAAGCAACCGACUGGCUCAUGUGUCUGAGCCAAGCACCUGUGUCUACGCGCUGACCUUCGAGACGCCCCUUGUCUGCCAUCCCCACUCCUUGUUAGUGUACCCAGCCCUGCCUACGGCCCUGCAGCAGAGGUGGGACCAGGUGGAGCAGGACCUGGCCGACGAGCUAAUCACUUCCCAGGGCUAUGAGAAGUUGCUCAGAGCACUUUUUCAGGAUGCUGGCUAUUUAAAGACCCCAGAAGAAAGUGAAUCCACACAGGAAGGCGGUGCUCAGGGUCUGGUGUUUGAGACCUUGGACAGCUGCAGUAAGGCACAUAAAGAACUAUCAAAGGAGAUUAAAAGACUUCAAAGUGUGCUGACCCAACAUGGCAUCCCCUACACUAAGCCUGUGGAAAAAAAAAGUGGCAGUGGCACUCAGUCCUUGUUAAGCCCCUCCUGUGGACCGGACAGGAGCUGAGGUCCUCAACAAACAAUGUACAGCGAUUACCCUGCAAGGGCGGGGCGCCCUCUGUGCUGACACAGGCGGUGACUAACGGACUCUAAACGGAGGCGCUGAGAGGGGAAACCUGCUGCCAAGCUCCACAUGUACGGCUCCCACCAGAGAAGACAGCUCUCCCCGAACCCCAGAGCCUCCCAUUGCUCCAUUAGAACCCCAAGGGCCACCGUCACAUAUGCCGUCUGUUGACCACAGUCGUUAGGUGGUGCAUGACCAGUUGGGAAUUAAAGAGAUAUUUAAAAAUA